AUGUGGCAGCGCAGCGCACCCCAGCUGACGCUCGCUCUGCGGUGCACUAGGGUCGCGCUGGCUCCUCGACAACCUUCUUCCUCCGCCACCGGCAGAGGCAACAGCAGCAGCAGCGGUUUUGGCAGUGGGUGGGCGCUUCCCAAGCAGAUCGCCAGCUGGUAUCCUCGCAAGGGUGGUGAAUUCCUUGCCAACACGAUAGCUGGCCACAAUACCUUCAUCCAGGACAUUCCAACUCGCUUCGACGAGGUGCACGCACGGCACUUCUCUCUUGUCGAGGGACUUACAAUCACUCCACUCUACACACUAGCGAUAGUGCACUACUUUUCUAUCUUCUGCCAGUACCCGACCCGUGUCGAGCUGUUGAAGCCAAUGUUGGACGAGCUGGGCCAGAAGAGCAAGCUACAGUACCACUGGCUGCUCAUCAUGCAGGCAAAGAGAACACCAGCGGAGAUCAUUGCGUGGCGGUGUGGGCUGCUCACCCUGCAGUUUGUGCUCUUCCCCAUUUGGCUCUUUCUCUCCUCCACAGCGCCACAGCUUGUGCACGCCACCAUCGCUUUCUCCAGCCACAUCCUCCACACCAAGUAUGGUUGCCUGAGCUCCAGUGGCAGCAGCACCGCUGGUGGCCGGGCGGCGGCGGUGGUGCCCGAGUUCGUGUUAAAGGGGGCGGACAUGUACGCGGCAAUGCAGACCUUCCACGAGACGCAGAGUGUCACCGUACCGACAGACUUUGGAGUAGCUGUCGUGAUGCUGCUGCUGAUUCUCGUUCUCACGUUGUGA
Messenger RNA from Leishmania braziliensis MHOM/BR/75/M2904, 777 nucleotides. RefSeq lists its product as hypothetical. Lineage: Eukaryota; Euglenozoa; Kinetoplastea; Trypanosomatida; Trypanosomatidae. The record is from RefSeq and is a predicted model, not a curated record. The transcript has a single exon. Bases 1 to 777 code for a protein of 258 amino acids.